Molecule: messenger RNA, 2253 nt
Organism: Macrobrachium nipponense
Lineage: Eukaryota; Metazoa; Arthropoda; Malacostraca; Decapoda; Palaemonidae
Product: NEDD8-conjugating enzyme UBE2F-like
Exons: 5
Coding region: 102-644 (180 amino acids)
Source: RefSeq, a predicted model, not a curated record
CUCAAAUAAAAGCCACAGCCUGAGGUAGGCGACUAAUCCUACGUAGUGUCAUAUUUUCCUCUAGUGUUGUGGUAAAUUUAAGGGUUAUUUUCCCAAGGGAGAUGAUAACCUUAACAAAGAAACUAAAAUCUAGUAAGGGAGGUGGAGUACAGGAACCACCAAAGAAACGGAUUUCCAUCAGAGACCAGCUCCUGGUCAAAGAAGUUAGUGAAAUGGAAAGCAAUCUCCCAGAAGGUUGCGUUGCUAAAUUUGAUGAUCCAGAUGCCCUCCAUAGAUUCCGUUUAGUAAUAUCUCCACCUGAAGGAUAUUGGUGUGGUGGAGUAUUCAUGUUUAGCAUUGUUGUCCCGGAAGAUUAUAAUAUAGCUCCCCCAAUAGUGAAGUGCGAGACAAGACUUUGGCAUCCAAAUAUUAGUGAAGAGGGCGAGAUUUGUUUAUCACUACUACGACAAAAUUCGAUAGAUGGCUUAGGUUGGGCUCCAACGAGAAGGUUAAAAGACGUUGUAUGGGGUCUCAGCAGUUUAUUUAUGGAUUUAUUGAAUUUUGAUGACCCUUUAAACAUAGAGGCUGCUGAACAUUUCCAGAGAGAUAAGGAGUCGUUUCGAAGAAAAGUUAAGGAUUACAUUGAUAAAUACACCAAGCGAUGAGUUGAGUGUUAUCCUCGUGUCAUGUAAAUAAUUUUUGAUUAGUUUUGACUUCCCGUUUGCCUGUAAUCUUAGUGAAACUUUUUUACCAUUGCUCCUCUUGUUCCGUUGACAACCGCGUUUGAUACUUAGAUUUUGAUAUUAAUGUAACUUUUUAGGAUAGCUACUUCCUUUGUUGCUGCAUAUAGAGUGGUAGUUGUACCUAACAACAUGUGGCAAGUGAUAGACUUAUAACACAGUGGAGAAUGUAGGUGUAUCAUCUCAUUGAUCUCCAGCAAAAUGGUGAUAAUGUUGAAAACAUUCAGUCAGGGAUACUAUUUAGUUGUAAAGGAUCAAAUGCUCUAAUGAGGUAUCAUGGAAUGCUAAGUGUAGGAAAGGAUUUUUCUCAACACAGCCAUAACCUGAAGGCUAAUGCCUCUCCUCCCUCCCUAUAAUAGCAUCGGAGUAAUUUAUGUUUAUUGUACUGAAGUGUUGAAAAGUUUCACAUGAUGGUUGUUAAAUGUCCUGAGCACAUUAUCCUAUCCUGAAAUUCCUUCUUGAUGGAGAUGCAUUCUGGGCAAUUUCCAGAUUUUUUCAUUUUGUUACUAUAGUACAUAAUCUUGUCUGUGAAAGGUGAGCUGUUCAUAGAGUUCUUAACAAAUGUGGAACACCGUCUGUAGAUUUACAUAGUGUUCUAUUUAGUGCCCACCAUAUUGCCAGAUUAUGCUUUCUCACAUUGAUAAAGUUUUCAAGCCUUAUUUUUAGUUAUCUUUCAUGUAAUGAAGAAAUUGACUCGAGAAAAAUGUAUGACUUUCAAAAUUAUAUUUUGUGAAUGUGAUGGGUAACUUAUUAACAAACUGUAUAUGACAAUCAUGCAGUGAAAACAUUUGCAGUUGUACUUAUAUAGUGGUAGUUUGAUUUGAAAAGUACACUUGACAUAAAUUUGAAAUUCCAGGAAAGGGAGGCUUUUAUACUACUGUUUUAUUGAAGUGUUAAGACAUUAAGAAUUUAGGAAAAAUAAAUUUGAUGCAAUUUUCUUUAUUUCCAUAAAAUUUAGUUUUAAGACUUUUUCUUAAUUUAAUGUCCACUAUUGUGACUGCUAAAUUCGUGCCUGUGCAGAAGAGCAAAAAAUCUGCAAGUUAUGUUUUAUAGGAGGUAACAGUCAUGGUGUAAAAAUUUUUAGUUUUGUUUUUUACUUAUUUCAGACUACUAAGGUGUUCCCCAAGAUUCUUUUAUGGCCUAGAUAUCAAGCAGUAUUUGAUUACUUUUUUGCAUAAAAACCGUAACGGCUUUACUUUAGUUUUUUUACAGUGGUACAAAAUUAACCACCUUGGAUCGGUUUUGCAUUUGUCAUUGAUAGAUUCUAAAAAAUUUUCAUCCUUGGGAUUAUAUUGCUACUGAAAUUUAUGAUGCCUUUAAAACUAUAUUGUUCAAAACUCUCAAAAAGUACAGUAACUGUUACAUCUAACCAAAGCAAUGGCUAUCUUAAUUUCUUUUGUUCUUAUCGUGUUUGCAAUAGAAUGCAGUACUUGGUCACUUACACAGUACCUCAUUAUUGGCUUGACAUAUGUAAGCAAAAGGUAGUAGGGUUAUUUUAUUUAUGUCUGUAAUACAGUAAAUUCAGAUUAACAAA